AUGGGCGAAUAUAUUCCUCUUCAGGAGGAGCGGGAUCUCUAUAUUCUAGUAACAGGCGCAAACAGCGGCCUCGGCUUUUCGAUAUGCUGUCGCCUCGCAGACGAAUUCCUUUCUUCGCAUCCAGAUGAUGAGUCCCUUACGAUCAUCUUCACGACUCGCAGCGCCCGCAAAGCCCAAGACACCCGCCGCCAGCUAGAGCAGCACCUUCAAUCCUCCAACCCCUCCCUCUCGGACUCUGCGCGCGUGAAAUUCGUCUCUGAGAGUGUCGACCUGGGAGACCUCCUCUCUGUCCGCUCGCUCACCCGCAGACUUCUACAAAGCUUCCCGAAACUCGAUGCGAUUAUUUUAAAUGCUGGAAUCGGUGGUUGGUCUGGCCUUGACUGGCCAGCUGCUAUCUGGGGCGUCUGCACCGAUCUCAUCCACCAAACAACCUGGCCCAAGUACAAGCUCGCAGCGGUGGGCAAACUGACAAACAGGCAAACAAGGGAAGAGGAGGAGCCACAGCUGGGUAAUACCUUCUGCUCCAACGUUUUUGGUCAUUACAUGCUGGCACAUAACGUCGUGCCAUUGCUGAGGCGAGCCAACUCGCCCAACGGGACGGGUCGAGUUGUUUGGGUCUCGAGCAUUGAAGCGACGAUCAAGUAUUUUGACGCCAAUGACAUGCAAGGUCUCCGGACGUUGGCCCCUUACGAGUCCUCCAAGGCUCUGACCGAUAUCCUGGCUUUGACUUCCGAUCUCCCUGGUACUGCCCCCUGGGCAGUGGAUAGCUUCAUGCGUUCAGAUACCGAGCCAAAGGGAACCAAUUCCAAAGCUUCUUUGAGCACUCCGACGAUUCACGUCUCUCACCCCGGAAUCUGUGCCACAUCCAUUGUUCCCCUCAUCCUACCUCUUGCCUGGGCGAUGGUAGCUGCAUUCUUCGGUGCGCGCCUCUUGGGUUCCCCCUGGCACACUCUGGACACGUACCUCGGCGCCUGUUCUCCUGUUUUUCUUGCCUUGUCACGGCAGUCCGAGCUGGAGGAUGCCGAGUCGCCUUAUCGCCAAGGUGGGGGAGGAAGAGUAAAAUGGGGCUCAUCGGCCUCUCGCUGGGGCAAGGAAGGUGUCGCUUCAACUGAGACGGACGGUUGGGGGAAUGGCGGGGUGGUGGGCGCUGCUGUGGUUGAUGCUGAUCGGACUCGGCGUCGAAAGCGCGGCAUGGUUGAUUUGACUCGGGAACAGAAGGAAAGCUUCGAGGAUCUUGGGCGCCAAUGCUGGAAACAAAUGGAAGAGCUUAGGAUCAAAUGGGACGGAAUCCUCGACAAGGCUGAGCAACGCGCGGCGGCUGAGAAGACACAAUAG
Molecule: messenger RNA, 1335 nt
Organism: Penicillium waksmanii
Lineage: Eukaryota; Fungi; Ascomycota; Eurotiomycetes; Eurotiales; Aspergillaceae
Product: 3-keto-steroid reductase
Exons: 2
Coding region: 1-1335 (444 amino acids)
Biological process (GO): ergosterol biosynthetic process
Cellular component (GO): mitochondrial outer membrane; endoplasmic reticulum membrane; lipid droplet
Molecular function (GO): 3-beta-hydroxysteroid 3-dehydrogenase (NADP+) activity
Source: RefSeq, a predicted model, not a curated record